CGCACUCUUGUGUGUGUGCGUGUGUGUGUGUGUGUGAGUGAGUGCGUGUGUGAGUGAGUGCGUGCGAGAGAGAGAGAGAGAGAGAGAGAGAGAGCGAGAGCGCAAGGAACAAUCAUAGGAUCCCGUUCAUCUCGAUCGCUGCUACGCGGAGCGAAAGGAUUUAAAGGGCAAGUCUUCCUGGCGCAGACUUAAUGGAUGUUUCCGUUGCAUGAAGAAUAUUUUUCAUUUGGCGGAUUGGAAUGGAGUUGUUCACCGUGAAAGGAUUACUUUUGGGUUUGUUGCCCAGUUACCCUGUCCACGCGCCUGCACCAAUCUAAAACUGCUAUAUAUAUAUAUAUAUAUGUGUGUGUGUGUGUGAUCCAGGUUUGACUGAACAAGAGUGUGUUAAUCGUAUUCUGGAUGUGAAUCAAACGGCUGUGCACGAACACACAGGACUCAAGUAAGCCUAUAAAUCAACUUUCUUAUGCUCAUGUUUUGCAGACUUAGAGCUGCACGCAGCACCGUUUUUUAUUGUUGGCACUAUUGCGCCGUGACAGCGCCGCCACUUUGCUGCAAAACUGCCACGAUCGCCGACUCUAAUGUUGUGCGCCAGUCAGGAGGAAUGCGCCCGCGGCUGUGCGUCUAGGCUUGUGCACGGCACCCACGGAGCCUUGAUGUCGGACAACGAGCACGAGCAUCUCCGGGAUCGGGAACAGACGUAGGACACACACACGAAACGCGCAUGAGAAGCGGUUAAGGUGUCGUAUGUUCAGGACGAGACGCGGCGCUCUGGUUCGGCGACUCUGGAGAAGCCGUUUGAUCGCGGACGGAGAGGAGGCCGAUGGAGGCAGCAAGAGCGACGAUGAUCCAGAGAACAUCUCCCAAACGGAGCCUGCGGCUGUUCGAAACCCCGGGGGAUCCAGUGACACCCUGGUUCUGGUGGAAAGUAGAGGAUCAGAGCUUGUUUUAGAGCAAGAAGGCAUCCAGGUGGACAUGUGCGUCCAGGAGCAGCGUGGACUCCAUCCAUCAGAGGAGAGCGAUGGCACAACAGUGACCUGCUGUUGGUUUAAAGACCUCCAUAGAAGCGAUAAAAGUGACCUUUCUGACCACUGGGAGAUUAGAGACCAGAGUGCUGCAGAGUCAAGAACUCGUAGAACAUUAUUGGAGCAAGAACUUCAAAGGGGUGCUUAUGCACUCCUGAAAAAGUUGAAGGAAAAACCUUUAGGCGUCUUGCUGGAAGCGGUGGAGUCUAAAGGCGCCGUGUUGGGUGGUUGUGUUGUAGCUCCACAGGCCGAGCUGAAUAUAGGAGGUUGUGCUGUGUCUCCUCAAUACCUGCUGUGUAGGUUUUUCCGCUGGCCUGAGCUGCAGUUCGGCUCCUUACUUAAAGCGCUGUGCUGCUGUCAGAGUUUCAGGGCGCCAGGCGGCGAGGCGCCCUGCUGCAACCCCUAUCAUUACAGCCGCCUUUGUGGACCAGAUUCGCCCCCUCCUCCCUACUCACAGCUCUCCCCUAAACUAGGACAGGAGUCUUUGGCUCCUAUACACCCGGUGUUGCCUUAUACUGAGAUUGAGGCGACCUUGUCACCCAGCAGCACAUCCAGGGGUCACUCAGAUACCAGCAUGUCUCUUUCCUCGCUUGGACGCAAUCAUUGGUGUAAUGUGGCGUACUGGGAGCACCGGAUGCGUGUGGGCCGCCUGUAUCCUGUGUAUGACUCCUCCCUCAGCAUCUUCUAUGACCUACCUCAGGGCACGGGCCUGUGUCUGGGCCUGCUGCCCAACACGGGCCGCGCCAGCUCAUCAGUUCAGCGUGCACGCGCCAAGAUCGGCCACGGUAUCCUGCUGAGCCGAGAGGCUGACGGCGUGUGGGCCUACAACCGCAGCCAGCACCCCAUCUUCAUCAACUCACCCACCCUGGAGCUCCCCCGCUGUCGCAGCCCCACUGUCACAAGGGUGAUGCCAGGCUACUCAGUUAAGAUUUUUGACUACGAGAAGUCAUGCCAAAUUGGGCACCCGGUGCAUUCGGAGGGGCCGUAUGAUCCAAACAGCGUGAGAAUCAGCUUUGCUAAGGGCUGGGGGCCAUGCUACUCAAGACAGUUUGUCACGUCAUGUCCUUGCUGGCUGGAGAUUCUGCUCAACAACCACAGAUAGCACACAACCACCUACACACACACACACACACACACACACACACACACUCUGUUCCCCUCUUAAUCACAAUUAUUUCUCUCUCUCUCUCUCUUUCUCUCUCUCUCACUCUUUAUCUCUCUUUCACACACACGCACACACACAUACUGUACACACACACAUACACAAACACACACAGGCACACAAAAACAUUCAAAAUCCCAAUCCCAAAAUGUAAUCUAUCUAGAUUUAAUAUAAAAUUUUAUAUAUACAUAUUAUAUAAAGGACAAUAUACUUGUAAAUAACGAGUCCUUUUUACAGUGUAAUUAUUUAUGUAUGGUGCAAUGUGUAUAUGGGCGUGAGGGAAAACAAGAUGAUCAGGUGAUGCACUUUGGAUUCUGUGUGCUCACAUGGAAUCUCUGCCAUUUUUACUAGCGGAUGUGUACAGAACUCCUGGUUUUGGUGUAUAGUUUUCAUAUACGAUCAAUAUCCAGAAAAAACUAAGUACCAUGGACACAUUGAUAAUAAAGUAUUCGUCAGAUA
Tachysurus vachellii is the source of this 2643-nucleotide messenger RNA. It is a transcript of the gene smad6a, whose product is annotated as SMAD family member 6a. Lineage: Eukaryota; Metazoa; Chordata; Actinopteri; Siluriformes; Bagridae. The record is from RefSeq and is a predicted model, not a curated record. Gene Ontology annotation, cellular component: heteromeric SMAD protein complex. The coding region runs from base 745 to 2124 and encodes 459 amino acids. Gene Ontology annotation, biological process: SMAD protein signal transduction; regulation of transcription by RNA polymerase II; anatomical structure morphogenesis. The transcript is spliced from 4 exons. Gene Ontology annotation, molecular function: transcription regulator inhibitor activity; I-SMAD binding.